AUACGCUAAAUAUCACAUAAAACAAUUUAUUCGCAAAUACCAAAAAAAAAAAAAUGUAUGCAAAUCAAAGGGGAAAUUACGCAUAAGAGAAAUUUCCCAAACACGUUCGGAAUAUUUCCUCGCACACCUACACAUACAAGCACACACGCGCACACACACGCACGCACAAUGAACAGCCUGCAAGCGGGCGAUGCGUGUGUUGAAUGCCUGAGUCAGGGCUUGAAUCACAAGCUGCGCUACUUUUACCUGAAUCUCGAGGAGCAGCUGCUUAAAUGUGAAUCCCGCAACUGCCUUUGGCCGCACAACGAUGCCGUCUCCACCUCCUCCUCGUCCUCCUCCUGCUCCGAUGUGGCGGAGGGCGAGACGCAAUCACAGUCCACGCAUGUGGAUGAUGAUGAAUUCAUUAAGCAGCUGCUCGAACAGCUGGCAACAGGCAAUGAUUCCACACACUUGGAAACAAGUGACACCAAGCCGAAUGCCGCCGCAUACAGCUGCGAUUCCAAUUUGAUGCCAAACGCGACCAGCAAUGACUGCAGCAUUGAGGAUAUUCUCUCCAUGCCUAAUCACUGGCAAAGUGCGCAGCAGCUGCUCUGCGGUGCAAAUGCGGUCAAUAGUCGUCGAAACACCUUCAAUCUCGAGCAAUGUGAUAAGCUUUCACCUGUUGCAGCAGCCACAAAAGCAACAACAACAACAACGGCACAUUCUAUGCCUGAUUUGCUAACGGAACCUGUUUGCAUAACGGAACUGCUAAGCUCGCCGCCGAAUGCGCCUGCUCCAGCUGCCAGCUCCAAGACCGAACCAGCCUUUGAACUGAGUGCCAAAGCUGGCAACAUUGUCUACACGAUCUCCAUACCGCAGUCCAUGCCCAAACCCAAGAGUCCAACUGCAAAGCGGAACAUCUUCCAAAUGGCGCCGAGCAAGGCCUCCACACAGGUGCGCAAACACCAGGAGCAACUGUCGCAGGUUGCGUCCAGCACAGCUGUAACGACGCCCACACAGACCGCGAGUCUGUUUCUGGACGCACUGAAGCGUCCAUCAACGAUGACGCUGGCAACGAGGCGUGCGCCACGCGGCAGGAAUCUCAAGCGUCGCGAAAAUGCGCCCUCUGGCGGCGCACGUUGGCGCAUACAAGAUGUGAAGCAGACGCUGGAGCGCAUCGAGGCGGUCAGCAGGCAGAAGGGGAGCAAAACAGAAAGUGAAUCGGAACUGGAAACGGAGCCGGAACUGGAGCAGGAAGCAAACGCAAAGCAAAUUCAUUGAGCAAAGCGAAAAAAUGAAAAAAGAAUAACAAAUUUGGAAUUUUUGUUGUCUUUCGAAAUAAAUUCGCCCACCAAAAA
Messenger RNA from Drosophila virilis, 1337 nucleotides. RefSeq lists its product as uncharacterized. The record is from RefSeq and is a predicted model, not a curated record. NCBI's taxonomy places the organism in Eukaryota, Metazoa, Arthropoda, Insecta, Diptera, Drosophilidae.